AGAGAUCUGUGGAAGAUGUCGAACCCGAGAAACGGUGACACCAAGCCCCCAUGUUUGCCCCGCAAUGGACUGGUGAAGAUCCCCACGCAACCCAACGGCCUCGGCUCCGCCAGCAUCACCAAAGGCACCCCCGCCGUGAAAAACCGCCUGUGCCAGCCUUCCUCCGUGCCUGCCAUCCUCAGCCCGGCCUUAGCCCACCGCAGCGACCUGCCCAUCCCCAGCCUGGCCUCCCCGCUCUCCUUGGCCACCCUGGCCAGCGUGUCCUCCCCUCCCGGCGCUUCCUUGGUGGGACUGAACGCCAGCGAAGGCUCAGAGCAGCCCUCCCCGGAGCGGCUGCCAGGCUCGCCCUCGGAAAGGCAGCUGGCCGUGGACGAGAAGAUCCUCAACCGCUUGUUCUGGUACUUUUCAGCGUGCGAGAAGUGCGUGCUGGCACAGGUGUGCAAGGCAUGGCGGAGGGUGCUCUACCAGCCCAAGUUCUGGGUGGGCUUGACACCCGUCCUGCACACCAAAGAGCUCUACAACGUCCUGCCUGGUGGAGAGAAGGAGUUCAUCAGCCUGCAGGGCUUCGCCGUCCGCGGCUUCGACGGCUUCUGCCUCGUGGGCGUCUCUGACCUGGACAUUUGUGAGUUCAUUGACAACUACCCCCUCUCCAAGAAGGGGGUCAAGUCCAUGAGCCUUAAGAGGUCGACCAUCACAGAUGCGGGGCUGGAGGUGAUGCUGGAGCAGAUGCAGGGCGUGGUGCGGCUGGAGCUGUCGGGCUGCAACGACUUCACGGAGGCCGGGCUGUGGUCCAGCCUCAACGCCCGCAUCACGGCGCUGAGCGUCAGCGACUGCAUCAAUGUGGCCGACGAUGCCAUCGCCGCCAUCUCGCAGCUCCUGCCCAACCUCACCGAGCUCAACCUGCAAGCUUACCACGUGACGGACACGGCGCUCGCCUACUUCACCGCCAAGCAGGGCUACACCACCCACACCUUGCGCCUCAACUCCUGCUGGGAGAUCACCAACCACGGUGUGGUCAACAUGGUCCACAGCCUGCCCAACCUGAGCGUGCUCAGCCUCUCGGGCUGCUCCAAGGUGACGGAUGAUGGCGUGGAGCUGGUGGCCGAGAACCUGCGGAAGCUGCGCAGCCUCGACCUGUCCUGGUGCCCCCGCAUCACUGACAUGGCCCUGGAGUACAUCGCCUGCGACCUGCACAAGCUGGAGGAGCUGGUGCUCGACAGGUGCGUGCGGAUCACCGACACCGGCCUCAGCUACCUGUCCACCAUGUCAUCCCUGCGGAGCCUCUACCUGCGCUGGUGCUGCCAGGUGCAGGAUUUUGGCCUGAAGCACCUCCUGGGCAUGGGCAGCCUGCGCCUCCUCUCGCUGGCUGGCUGCCCCUUGCUGACCACCACAGGGCUCUCGGGGCUGGUGCAGCUGCAGGAACUGGAGGAGCUGGAGCUCACCAACUGCCCCGGGGCCACACCGGAGCUCUUCAAGUACUUCUCCCAGCACCUCCCGUGCUGCAUGGUGAUCGAGUAG
Serinus canaria (Common canary) is the source of this 1518-nucleotide messenger RNA. It is a transcript of the gene FBXL16, whose product is annotated as F-box and leucine rich repeat protein 16. Bases 16 to 1518 code for a protein of 500 amino acids. The transcript is spliced from 5 exons. The record is from RefSeq and is a predicted model, not a curated record. Gene Ontology annotation, biological process: SCF-dependent proteasomal ubiquitin-dependent protein catabolic process. Gene Ontology annotation, molecular function: protein binding. Gene Ontology annotation, cellular component: SCF ubiquitin ligase complex. NCBI's taxonomy places the organism in Eukaryota, Metazoa, Chordata, Aves, Passeriformes, Fringillidae.